AACGGCACCAAAGGGCCUGAUUGGGCGUUGGCUUCUCGUGCUGCUCUGAGAUAAAGAAUUACAGUUAGGGUGGAGAGAGAAGAGGGGUGGAGUCAAAGAGAGAGGACGAGAAGAAGAAGGAGAAAGACAGGAGCAGUGGUAAAGAGAGAAGCAAGAAAUUUAUAUAUAUGGAACGAGAGUAAGAGAGGUAAAGAAGAAAGGAGAAAAACGCAAAAUUGAGAGGAGCUGGAAGAAAAAAAGACAGAAAAGUGUGAAGCUGUGGAGCAGAAGAGCAGGAUGAGAGGAAGUGUGCAUCUGUCAGUGUAGGAUUUCCUCAUCAGCGUGGAAGGACGAGCCGCGUGGAUCUGAGAGGUCCAGAGGAUCAAGAGAAAGUUUGUAGAAAUCUGUCAUGCAAAAGCAGGCAGGGACGGCCCCAUCUUCCCGGGGUCCUAGUGCCCCUGGAUCUCCGGCCACUUCCAUUGUGGCCAGGAUGGAUAAUCAGGUGAUCGGAUAUAAGGACUUGGCAGCAAUUCCUAAAGACAAAGCCAUCUUGGAGGUAGAGAGGCCCGACCUGAUGGUGUAUGAACCUCAUUUCAACAUGUCAGCUUUGGAUCGUGUCAGUCUGUCCAGGAGCAGAGAGAGAUCAAUGUCACCUCAUUCCAUCUCUCCUCCGCCUUCCCCAGAGAUAUUCUGCUCUAAAGAAAAGGAGUGGGUGGAACAUGACUCACCUAGCACAUCUUCCAUGGGCUCGACCGUGCAGCUCCGCAAAACAAGCGCCUCAUCCAGAUGCCCCAUACAGCACUUCCACAGACCAGACAACGGAACCAACAUCUACAGCAAGCCUCCUAUUUACAAGCAUGAAGGAUCAACAACAUCCCAUAAUAAGCAUAAAGAUGAGGUCAUCAUCUUGUCCUCGAAGUUCCCAGCAGCCCAGCCUCCUGAUCCCAGCCAGCCGUCCAAAAUAGAGACAGAGUACUGGCCCUGUCCUCCAUCACUGGCUAGCAUGGAGAUUGAAUGGAGGAGGAAGGCAGAAGAACAGGGCAAAGCUGUAGAGGAUGAUGAAUUUGAGGACCUGACUGAGGAUGCAAAGAAGCUGCAGGAGCAAGAACUUAACAAAAUCCAGUCCAACCUGGGUAAGCUGAUCCUGAAGGAGGAAAUAGAGAAAUCAGUGCACAUCCGGAGGAAAACACGCUCACUGCCUGACAGGACACACAUGCACUUGGGGUCAUCCAGUGGUGCAUCUAAAUCUGCCACUCUACCUUCCUGCAAUCGCUCCGGUCUUUCUCGGCUGCAGUCUGCUGAAUUCGCCUCCACAGACAGUGAAAAAGCCAGAACAGGACUGCAGAACGGAGACACUCAGAGAGGGAGAAUGGAUCGAGGAAACUCACUGCCUAGCAUGCUGGAGCAGAAGGUUUAUCCAUAUGAAAUGCUCAUUGUAAACCACAGAGGGCGCUGCAAGCUUCCACCUGGAGUAGAUAGAACCCGACUGGAGAGGCAUCUCUCUCCCGAAGAGUUCCAGAGUUUAUUCGGGAUGCCGAUAGCAGAAUUCGAUCGUCUGUCGCUGUGGAAAAGAAAUGAACUGAAGAAAAAAGUCUCGCUUUUCUAACACAAAGGAUCUGCCUAUGGACAAAAGCAUUCUCUGAUACUAACACAACUCAGACGUUUCAGGAUAAGUAAACCACACAUAAUCCACUGUUAACUCCAACACAUAUCAUACGGCUUAUGUAUGUCUAUUAUAGACUUGUGCUCUCUGUGUGCAGUAAGUCAAAAUACAAAAUAAUAUAUCCUUAUGAUAUAAAGCAGAGGUCAAAGAUCACAACCCCCUCCUCCUGAAGAUUUGCCUUCCUAUAAAUCUUCCUGUUCCAUUUUUCAUUAGCAUAGGCCUAAAUUUGUCUCAGUCUUAAAUAAUGGAUUCUUGAAAAACGUCUCUAUGCCUCUCAUGGGCUAUUGUGUUAGAUUUAACAUGCAAGUGAUCAGUUUCAAUACUACUUUCAGCAUCCUUAUACCCUGCGCCUAAAGACUUGCCACUUUUAAGUGUGUAUUUAGAUGAAAUGAACACACUCAACCUCAGCAGUAAGAACAGCUGAAAUUAUUAUUUCAGAGAUUUACACACUCACUUUCCCUCUGUACAGAGCCAUACUGAUUUGCUAUUUGGUUAGCAUGCUAAUUAGCUAGCAGAAUAAUGUUAUGAGGUGGCAUGGUGAUGCAGUGGGUAGUGUUGCUGCCUCACAGCUCCAUGGCUUGUUAGUGUCUGUGUGGAGUUUUGUAUCCGUGUUUUUCCAGUUUUCUCCAGCCUCCCAAAAACACACUGGUAGGAAGAUUGGCUACUAUAAAUUGCUCCCAGCAUCCCAUUCAGGGUGUGUCCGCCUCAUGCCCAGUGUUUCUGGGAUAGGCUUCGCUAGCUCUGUGACACUGACAUGGACAAAGUUCUUACUGAAGAUGAAUGAAUGAAUAAAGCAACGCAGUUCCAAUAUUUGCCAUGUACAGAUGGAGGAGUUGGAGGAAUACAGUACAAAUUGAACACAGACAAUUAAAUGUUAGAAUUUAAGUAGAGCCAGUCUUUAUCACAGAAUCAACCCCAACAGGGGAUCAGGUCUUGUAACACACUCCAUGAUUCAGUUAAUUACAUGUCUACUCACCAAAGAAAUGAUAAAUCUGAGAGAGUACUGAUUAAAAAUGAGAAAAAUACAUUAGAAUAGAAUAGAUUAUUGGACUAGUCUAUUUUUUUUAAAUGAUGUUCGUCCAUGUCCCUGAUGUUCCAUGCAUAGCAAAAACAUCAAUCAUAGCAUGUGAUUUUUCACCUCCCUCUCCCCAGGAUCCAGUUACAGUAUCAUCAUGUGAAGACACUCUCAGAAAUAUGUCUCAGUAUGGAAGAAAAAUACUUUAAGAUCCAUUUAUGUAGCUUUUAAAACUGAACAUUUCCAUUCAUGAGGAGUGGGACAUCGUGACUGGAAUGUCUUUUGGGGCUGGUAACAUUCACUGUCUUUGAUAGGUGGUAAAAGGAGCGGUUUUAUGGCAAAACAUGAAGCCAUUGUGCUGAACUAGCUAACGUCAGUGGUACUAGCCUGUAGUAACAGUAACCAGUAUGUUUCCCUGACUCAGAAUGGUGCAUAGCACAGAGCCAUGUAUUAAUAUUAGCAUGGCCAAGAAGUGGAGAGGGGAAAGUGGACAAGGGGACGUGGACGAGGGUGAAUUAAAAACAGAAAUGGAAUGGAGGAGGGUUAAUCUUCAGGAGUAGCUUUAGUGAUUGAUGAUUAAUGUAUAAUAUCAACACUUACUGAAACAGCUCAAUAGUACACUUACAUUCAAUCAAGAAAAUAUUAUACAAAUAUAAUUGUACAUUCAAAGACUCUAAUCCUAAGAAAACUGCUUCUAAAAGCCCAGAUUAUCGCCUUAUUCCUUUUAUAUUAGUGAGAUUCUCAAAGUGCCCAGUUCAAUUUAUAAUAUAGUCAUAUAUAUACUAUAUAUACUAUAUACUAUUACUAUAUACUAUUAGUAAUACUAUAUACUAUUAUAUAUAUAUAUAUAUAUAUAUAUAUAUAUAUAUAUAUAUAAUGUAUAUUUACACAACAUUAAUUUGUGUUACGAUCACAGAUAUGAACACAAUUCCUAUUUAUUGUCACUAAAAAAACAAUUGUGCCACUGUAUAAAUAUUUAAUUUAUUUAUUCAUAGCCAUUUAGGUUUGCUCAUAAAGUGAAUCACUAAUGUAACUACAUCCUGCACUUAUAUCGCAAAACAUCUAUUUUGUAACUCAUGAAAAUUGCAUGGAUAUUAUCUUAGCACACAUUAUCUGUGCAUCUGAGUGCAGUUUUCAUGCCAAGCAUUUGUGUGUUUAAGCUUUUCAUUUUAAUUUUAAUUUCUCACGCAGUGUAGCAACUAUAACAUCAGAGACAAAUGAUUAUUAUAACACAUAAUAUUUCACAUAUUCACCCGCUAAAUAUACCAGCCUGUUUAUCUCUGAUUGAAACAUCAUGUUUAUAGGCCAUAAUCAUGAGUCUUAGUUUAUUACAAAAAAAAAAAUAUCUGCCCCUAUGAAGACAGUGAUUUUUUUUUGGGUUCAUGCUGAGUUCAAAUGCAAAACACAAAAUCCCACAUCCAUAUGCAAAGUAUGCAAAGAAUCAUAGAGGUUAAAUGUCAUGAAUUUGACUGCUGAAGAUCAGUUCUGUCUUAAAGGAAUAAUCUUUUAACAUAAAUCCCAAUCUCUAUCCAGUUAAUCUGUAGUACACAUAUAUAUCUGAUUAAAAAAUGUGCAAGAAUUUUGACAUAUUUCCCUGUACUGAGGAAGAAAAGAUCAGAAAAUCUGCUUACUGAAAAUCGUAUAUAAUGGAAGUCUAAGGGCAUUUGCUGGAAACGCUUAACCACAAAAUUACCACAAAAAGCAUGUUAUACAAAUUUUGAGCUUUAUUUACAAAUAGUUUUGACUGAAGAGUUUGAAGGCAUUUGUUGAUUAAGCAAUAUCACACGAACAAGAGUGCCACAAGUAUUCCCAGUCGUGCUAAUAUUCAGUACAACAACAUGAUUGUGAGAGUGAUAUUGCUUUUAUGCAACAAUUCUAUUAAUAAGAAAUUAAUAUAGAUCUAUAUAUUAAUAUAAGUGACAGUUCAAACACAGUAUGGCCAAACAUUUUAUUUAUUUUUGCUCCGUCAACGAAACUAGUUCCCAAAGAAGCUACAGCUGGAUAGAGCGUUGCGUGUUGCCAUGCCAACGCACAGACUGACUCACAGCCCGUAGUAAGGUGUAGUAACGGUUUCAAUGUAACGAACUAUUGCUAGACCUGGACGUUUCUGUAGUGAACACAGACAAGCAGAGUGAUAGAAAUAGUGAAAUGUACCAGUGAUGUUAAACUAAAUAACAGCAGUAACAUACUAAAUGGAAUUUAACACAUGUCCUUAGACGUUCAUUAUUUGCAGUAAACAGGUUUUCCUCUAAAAAGUACUGAGUGUUUCUUUAAUACAAUUUUUUUUUUAAAUUAGAUUUGUGGAAUAAAACUCAAUCACUAAUUGCAAAACAGAAUACAAAAUAGUGGAUUCUUAUUGGCUGAAGCCAGCAAUGACAUCAUAACACCACAGUUAAUGACAUUUAUGAUGCCAUGAUGAUUUGAAAAAUUGCGAGUAGGGUGUGAACAGGAGAUUCAGAUAGAUUUGUUUCUUGUGAGGAUUUUCACAGCUAAACACAGAUCUGUCUCAGGUUUAAAUAAUGAAUUCUUCAGUAAUAAGAAGAGAGAAAGAGAACUGAAGCGAUUUCAUUUCCGUAUCCUGCUCAGUGUGAAAUCCUGCUCUGUGGAUCAAAUGUCAGGUUACAUUUCUCUUCAGUCUUGUUCAUUUUAAGCCAUUUAUAUCAAUGACAAAAAUUCUGUUAGUUGUUUUCACCAUGGUCUGAUGACACACAGACACACACACUUUUCUGGAAAAGUUACUGUGUAAUAUUUCACCCCAAGACUAAAACUACAUUUUAGACUUUUGGUAAGACUUUUUCUCAUGUCUGUCUCAUCAUAAAAUCUUUUAGACUAUUAUUAGAGUGUAACAGCUACAGUUUUAAAUUUGUGUUAUGUAGUUGCAUAUUUUAAACGUUAGCUCAACAUCACCGGUCCUGUGUAGGCUGCUGGUAAAUCAUGUACUGCACGCUUAAUACCCAUGUGAUGAUCCACAAAAUGUUUCUGUUCACAGCUUCAUGUGUGUAUCAUGGUCAUUUUACUGUCAGCUCCGUAAAUGUGUACAAAACAAAAUAAAAUCAUUAUGUCUGUUCA
Messenger RNA from Pangasianodon hypophthalmus (striped catfish), 5726 nucleotides. It is a transcript of the gene dmtn, whose product is annotated as dematin actin binding protein. NCBI's taxonomy places the organism in Eukaryota, Metazoa, Chordata, Actinopteri, Siluriformes, Pangasiidae. The transcript has 16 exons. Gene Ontology annotation, molecular function: actin filament binding. Bases 389 to 1585 code for a protein of 398 amino acids. Gene Ontology annotation, cellular component: plasma membrane; actin cytoskeleton. Gene Ontology annotation, biological process: actin filament bundle assembly; lamellipodium assembly; cytoskeleton organization. The record is from RefSeq and is a predicted model, not a curated record.